UCCACAGCAGCGCCACACACACACACACACACACUCACAGACUGUGUGUGUGUGUCCUUUAGCGCUUUAUGAGAAGAGGAUGAUGUUCGGCUGAGCAGCUCGUUCGUAUUUAUUUAUUUUAUUUUAAAAACGUGUCCUCUAUAAAUGGGAUUGUUAUAAGGGAAACAGAGAAUGGAAACAUUAGACGCGUGUGACCCGUACCGCCGCCCGGCGCGCAGGACACAAUGGAUAGUGAGCACACUGGCUUACCAUUAUGGACUGGACCGCGGCGUGGAGAACGAGAUCAUAGUCCUGGCUACUGGUCUGGAUCAGUACCUGCAGGAGAUUUUUCACCACCUGGACUGCCAGGGCGACGGCAGGAUCCCCGCCGAGGAUUUCCAGAUCCUGUGUGAAAUCCUGGGGCUGAGUAAGGAGUCCGAGGCGGAGGAGUGCGCGGGGAUUUUGGAUAGCCUCCCGAGCGAGUUCACGUUCCGCCACUUCCACGCCAAACUGUGCGGCUACUUCAGCACCAAGGCUGGCUGCCACUACGAGGACGGCCGGUUGCUGGUGGGCCGAGAGAGCGAGCACAUCGAGACGCAGAUCCGUCUCCGGAGCCCGCUGAGGCGCAGGGAGAAGCUGCUCAGCCCGGGCACCGGGAAGCGCACCAGUGACUCCACGCCUGCAUCAGAUCAGCGCAGUUCAGGAUGCAGGCAAGGGUCAUGCACACGCGAGUGUUAUGAGGACAUUGUGGCUUUGGAGGAAGCAGAGGACAGGAUAGCCAAGCUGGAGGAGGAAAACGCAAGUCUUCGGGAGUUGGUAGAGGACAUGCGUGCGGCUCUUCAGAGCAGUGAUGCGCGCUCGUUGGCCUUGCAAGUUGGACUGUGGAAGAGCCAUGUGAAACACAGGCCAGACAGUGGCUGCUUUGUUGCCCAUCAUAAGCGCAUGGCUCAGAAAUCCACCACUCAUUGCAGUAAGAAAAGACUUCAGGACUUCUUGACAGAGCCAGAACUGGCCCGGAACUCUGAGCAGGUUGAGGACGUCCUGUUUCUAAACAAGAAGCUGGAGCAGGAGCUGCGUGUAUCUAGGGAGGCUGUGCUGUUGCUAGAGGAGUGCAACAGAACCCUGAAGAAGGAGCAGGCGGAGAUGAGGAAGAAGGUUGAGGAAGCCAGGGAGGCUCUGUUCAGUGGCUUGGGCAAAGUGAAAGAGCUGGAAGCCAAAGCAAGCCACGUGCCUGUCCUGCAAAGACACGUGCAGCAGCUGGAGAUGGAGCUUCUCUAUUACAGGGCCGAGGUCACCAAAGUGCCAGUGUCUAAAGUAUUCAGCAGCACCGAUGAGCUGCAGUACAGGGGCAGCAUGCGCCAGAGCGGCCGAUGUUGUCUGGAUACACAACGAGACCGUGACUCUCCAGCAGGCCAUGCAGAGACCACUCAUGACAACAGUCAGUUGUGUGCUUUCAACAUAAUUUUGGUGGAGGAGCAGCUCUUCCGCUCGGUGGAGGGUCAGGCAGCAUCAGAUGAAGAGGAGGAGAGGUGGACAGGAGAGCAGCAGAGACAAGUGGACGAGGUGAAGAGGAUUCUCACCAGGCUCUCCUGCUGUGGAGACAGAUGUGAUGAGAGGGCUCUGAAGAAGCUGCUGUCUCACUGGGGCGAGUCGUGGGCAGAAGAGAGCCACACUGCUGUUCUGCAGCUGUUGGAACGAGUGACUCGUCUCCACAAACAGCUGGAGCUAAGAGAGAGCCAGGCCUGGAGAUCUGAGACUGACCCUGAGCAGGUGAAGGACUCAUUAGUGCAGGAGCUACAGCAGAAGGCUGACGAGACGGAGCUCCUCCACAGAGAACUGCAGAUGCUGGAGACGGAGAGGGUGCGUCUGUCGCUGGUUGAGGAGAAGCUUAUAGAUGUGCUGCAGCUCCUCCAGCAGCUCAGAGAUCUGAACGUAUCAAGGAGGUCCCUGGGGAAGAUCUUACUGAGUACGCUGGAGUCUUGCAGUGAUCCCCAUCAUGGUACAAAGUCCAAACCCUGUCUGUCUGUGUUCAGCAAAAUCACUCGUUUCAUUCCGCAUGAUCAUGGAGAUCCAUUCUGCCUUUUUUCCCGCCCCCACACAGGGAAGGCUCAUAUUCUGGAGGUGCUGAAUGCUCUUUGCCAUGAACUGGCUGCAUGUGAGAUCCUCUCAAGCAGUGGCACUUCAGAGAACCCACAGAGUCACUCAUCUCUCACCAACUCACUUCUCAUCUCCUGCUGAGCAGCUGGCCAAACCGUACAGGAGGACUUUCUGCAGAGAUGCACUGUCUGAUGCUUUUCCUCUGUGCUCUCUGUGUUUUGUAACGAACUGUUUAUAUUUCUGUGUUAUGAGUUUGUCUUCUCGCUGUACAUGAAGAGAUAUCUCACGAAGUAAGCUCUCUCGGUUACCCAGAUAAGCCGAGUCAGACUCGGCGUAAGGUAUUAAGCUAACCCAAAUACUCGAUUUCUUGUCUGUGAACUUAAUUAUUUACCAGUACGUUUAAUAGAGGGUGGCACCAUGAUGCAGAGUGUAGCACUGCCACCUUACAGCUCCAGGGUUCCAUCCUGAGCUUGCGCUACUCUCGGUGUGGAGUUUCACUAGAUGUUCUCCCUGUGUCAGCGUGGGUUUCCUCUCGGUUCUCAGGUUUCCUCACACCUCCCAAAAACGUGCUAGUAGGUGUAUUCUCUGGCUGCCUCAUUCCCAGUGUUCCAUGAAUAUUGAACACCAUGACCCAACCCGGAUAAACGAGCGUGUCCUCACUGUAGUCUGUAGCAUGAUGAUGUAUUGGAUUAGAUCCACUAUGUACCGGAUGUUCUAACCCUAACCGUAGAUGAAUUACUUACCGAAAUACUGUCUCUGCUGUUGGCGCAUGCGUGUUACUAGCGUAACUAUUAUGCGUGCUAUUAGGCCCAUGUGUAGCUAGAAGUAAUCUUUCUGAUCACAUGGUUACUCUGGAUGGUCUUUCUGUUUCAUCAUGUGCAGCAGUUAAAGACCUUGGAGUGAUUAUUGACUCCAGCCUAUCAUUUGAUGCUCAUGUAGAUAAUAUUACUAGGAUAGCCUUCUUUCAUCUCAGAAAUAUUUCUAAAAUAAGAAACAUAUUGUCACUACAUGAUGCGGAAAUACUAGUUCAUGCAUUCGUCACCUCUAGAUUAGAUUACUGUAAUGCCAUACUGUCUGGAUGUUCCAGUAGGAAUAUAAAUAAGCUCCAGUUAGUCCAGAAUGCAGCUGCUAGAAUCCCAACUAGAACUAGAAGAUACGACCAUAUCACACCGAUAUUAUCAAUACUGCAUUGGCUCCCAGUAAAAUCUCACAUUAACUAUAAAAUACUUUUAUUAACCUAUAAAGCACUAAACGGUCUCGCGCCACAAUAUCUAAGAGACCUUUUGGUUUUCUAUGAUCCUCCACACCUACUUAGAUCAAAAGAUGCAGGCUAUCUGACGGUACCUCGAAUAGUGAAGGCUACAGCAGGGGGAAGAGCUUUCUCUUAUAGAGCCCCACAGUUAUGGAACAGUCUUCCUAUUAGUGUUCGGGACUCAGACACAGUCUCAGUGUUUAAGUCUAGGCUUAAAACGUAUUUGUUUACUCAAGCCUACCCUGACUAGAUUCUGUUCUACUACUUCGCAGUCAUAAUUAUCUUUUUUCUCCCUCUCUCCUUUCGCCGAGCCCCACACGAAUUUAUGGAGAUACUAGAGAUCCAGAUCCUUUCUGCCUCUGGAUGGAGCUCAAAUCUUCUUUAAUUCCAGACUGCUGGGACUACGGCUGCUCCUAACGCCAUACAGACUUCAUAUAAAUCCAUAAUGAACUUUUUCACACUAUCUGUUGUUACCCAGAUGAGGAUGAGUUCCCUUCUGAGUCGGGUUCCUCUCAAGGUUUCUUCCUCUUAAAACAUCUUAGGGAGUUUUUCCUCGCCACCGUCGCCACUCAGUGGCUUGCUCAGUUGGGAUAAAUUCGCACCUUUAAUAUCUGUAUACCGUGUUGAUAUUUCUGUAAAGCUGCUUUGAGACAAUGUCUAUUGUAAAAAGCACUAUACAAAUAAAAUUGAAUUGAAUUGAAUUGAAUUACAACAUCCAGAAUGUAAUGGAUCUAAUCCAAUACGUCAUCGCGCUACAGGCUGCAGUGAGGACCUCUUGGGAUAAAGCAGUAACUGUAAAUGAGUUCAUUCAUUUAAAGCUAGUUCCUUGACCAAGUUACUCAAAUAUUAUCGUUAUAGAAAUGUUCUAUUAUAAUAUGAUUUGUUCUCAAUUAGGGGAGAUCAAAACCCACUCAGGUAUGUUCACCUGUUUGAUUUACACUCCACCCCCCUGCUAUGGAAAUAUAAACUGAGUGAAAGACAGGAAAAUAUCUGUCAGCAGUAUCCUACUGUACAUACGCUGUCAACUCCAGGCUUAUUGGCAUUCUAAAUGAAAAUGAGCAGACAUGAACAUAUAUAAAAUCACUCGUUAUGUACUAGUUUUUCAUUUUUAAUCAAAUUGAACCAUUUUUGUGUUGAUUUAGAUGAUUUGUGAUCAUUAUCUUGUUGAUUACCUUGUGUGUUGUAGUUCCAAUGGCAUUUAAUGUAGUUCAGGUGCUUCAUUUUGUGAGUUGCUCUCAGGAAGGCCUUCACUCUUGCAGUUCUGUCUUGCGUGUCUCAUCAGCACCUCCUCACGCUUCCACUAAUCCAGAAAAACGUUAAAGUGCUCCACAUGCAGCUGUUUAUUAUGGCUCUCUGCUUAACUGAUCAUUGCAUGUACUCUUGAACUUGGUUUGUGAUCUGUCUGUAGUGCUGAAAAGAGUUGUCGUUAUGGUCAUGUAUGAUGUAGCCGUUUAUUAUACUCCUGUUUGGUCAAAGGCAACAAAACAGUGUUUGCUGAGAAUAAUAAUAUGUAAUUAAUAUGAAUUUAUUUGAAAUAUUCUUUAGAGUUGUCAAUACUUUUGCCUUGUGUAUUAGAGCAAAUAUUUUUUUUAAACUCAUUUUUAAGGGAAUUGUUUUGUUUUUUUUUGCGCUUUAGUGGAAAAUUGGAAACAUUGUGUUGUGUGUAUUUUAUACGUUUUUACAAUUUUUCUUGAAGGGUGCCAAUAAUUCUGGUGUUGAUGGAAUGUGUGUAGUUUGAAAGCUGCAUUUCUGCCAUUUCAGUUCGAAAUUACUUUAGCACUUUUUAAGCAUAUAUUUGUUUGAAUCUUUUUUUGUGAGCGACAUUCGCACGUCAGACAAUAAACGUGUGAAAGAUGUAGCAAUAAGCAUCGUGCUUAGAGGUACAGGAGCACAUACCCGACGUUUUAUGGGCAUUAUUUGUUGUACAGUAUGCGUUACAUGAAGGUUAUCCCAGUACUGAAUCUUAAAAAUAAAGAAAAUAUUUCGAACCAUCAUUAAGAUGCCAUUACGGAAUUCUGUGUGAGUGUGAUGGUUAUUUUUUAUCCCACCAUUAGCUGCAGAUUUUGAAAAUAAAUAAAUAAAUAAAUAAAUAAAUAAAU
Molecule: messenger RNA, 5427 nt
Organism: Ictalurus punctatus (channel catfish)
Lineage: Eukaryota; Metazoa; Chordata; Actinopteri; Siluriformes; Ictaluridae
Gene: efcc1
Product: EF-hand and coiled-coil domain containing 1
Exons: 7
Coding region: 172-2217 (681 amino acids)
Molecular function (GO): calcium ion binding
Source: RefSeq, a predicted model, not a curated record